AUGGACAAAGAAACUGCAUAUGGGCCUCUACAUUUUGAUCUGAAUACUGGUGCAAAGAUGCCAUCAGUUGGCCUUGGAACAUGGAAAGCUCCACCAGGUGUUGUUGGUGAUGCUGUUGUUGCUGCAGUCAAGGCUGGCUACAGGCAUAUAGAUUGUGCUCGGGUAUAUGAAAAUGAAAAAGAGGUUGGUGAGGCAUUGAGGACACUGUUUUCUACUGGGGUAGUGCAGCGUAGUGAAAUGUUUAUCACAUCAAAGCUAUGGAUCAGUGACUGUGCACCUGAAGAUGUCUCAAAGGCACUGACUAGGACUCUAGAGGACCUGCAGCUUGACUACAUUGAUCUAUAUCUUAUGCAUUGGCCUUUUAGAACAAAACCAGGUUCAAGAGGUUGGGACCCUGAGGUCAUGGCUCCCUUAUGUCUUCCAGAGACAUGGAAUGCAAUGGAAGGUUUGUUUGCCUCAGGUCAGGCACGCGCAAUUGGGGUGAGCAACUUUUCAACUAAGAAGCUGCAAGACUUGCUCGGAUAUGGUAAGAUCCCACCAGCAGUUAACCAAGUUGAAUGCCACCCUGUCUGGCAGCAACCUGCUCUUCACAAUUUGUGCAAGUCUACUGGUGUUCAUCUCACGGCAUAUUCUCCUUUGGGCUCUCCUGGAUCAUGGGUAAAGGGUGAAAUCUUGAAGGAGCCAGUGUUGGUUGAAAUUGCUGAAAAACUUGACAAGUCUCCAGCACAAGUGGCUCUGAGAUGGGGACUCCAAAGUGGUCACAGUGUUCUUCCAAAGAGUGUACAUGAAUCUCGGAUCCAGGAGAACCUUAGCUUAUUUGAUUGGUGCAUCCCUCCGGAGCUCUUCUUAAAAUUCUCACAGAUUCACCAGCAAAGGUUACUUCGAGGGGACUUUGCAAUCCAUGAAACUUUGAGUCCUUACAAAAGUCUUGAAGAAUUGUGGGAUGGUGAAAUAUGAUAUGGAGAUUGUUUCUCAUUCCCUAUAGAAGAAGCUGAGGACUUAAUUUGACAUUGAAUUCUUAUUGCUUGAUGCAAAUUGAAGGAAUGUCUCUCCUAUCAACAUUUAUCUUGCCCAAAGACAAUCAUCCCUCUUCCUAGGUUUAUUAUGUGAAUCUCCAUAUAUGA
This is a messenger RNA of Gastrolobium bilobum, 1124 nucleotides long. RefSeq names its product NADPH-dependent aldo-keto reductase, chloroplastic-like. The record is from RefSeq and is a predicted model, not a curated record. Gene Ontology annotation, cellular component: cytosol. The transcript has 7 exons. The coding region runs from base 1 to 957 and encodes 318 amino acids. Gene Ontology annotation, molecular function: aldose reductase (NADPH) activity. NCBI's taxonomy places the organism in Eukaryota, Viridiplantae, Streptophyta, Magnoliopsida, Fabales, Fabaceae.